Molecule: messenger RNA, 378 nt
Organism: Punctularia strigosozonata HHB-11173 SS5
Lineage: Eukaryota; Fungi; Basidiomycota; Agaricomycetes; Corticiales; Punctulariaceae
Exons: 1
Source: RefSeq, a predicted model, not a curated record
GCGCCAUCCACCUUACAAGGUUACAAUAGCGCGGUCAAUAGGUUCAUCCGUUUCUGCAGGAAAGAAAAGAUCCAGCGAAGGUUCUGGCUUCCAGCCGACGAACUGGUCCUAUGCGCGUUCGCCGCAUCCAGCAAAGGCCGCCACGCAGGCAGCACGGUCAGAAACGCCAUUGCCGGCCUUAAGGCAUGGCAUGCAGCGCAAAAUGCGGAGUGGAAAGGAGGCAAGCAGCUGAAGUACAUCUUGAACGGCGUGGAGAAUCAGCGUCCACUCUCUUCGCGCUGCCCGCCAUGCUUCCCGGUCUCCCGCAACUUUUUGCGCAUCUUGAGGGCUAAACUUAACCUCUCAAACCCCGUGGACAUAGCCGUCUUUGCUGCGGCA